UACCCAUCGUUAUAGGCUUCGCCUCUGGCAGUUUCUUUUUUUUUUUAAAGGCAAGCUCAAAGCCGCAGAUCAUACAUUUUGCUCACAAACCGUGCGGGUUAAAUAUCCUACAGAGGGAGAGGCAGCGGGAAUCAGGCGCUUUCCUUUCGCAUUUGGAGUGCGUAAACGGCACCGGGCAUCACUGAGGGAACAGAUACGCUCGUUUUGGAUAUUUUCUGCUCUUUUUUGAUUUAUUUCAAGGCUGCAGGGCUGUGCUUUGGCAGCAGAGAGAGUGGGCUGCGAGUAUUGGAUCAUUUUGGACUUGAGCGCGCAGAGCACCUGUGGAUGCUGAUGUUUGGACUGAACCCUUUUGCAAAGACAAGAUUUAGUUGAUAUUCACAGCAAGUGUCGAUCAGAGAAGCUCCGUUCAAGACGAGAAGAGCGCACCAUGCUCCUGCGUGUCCCCUUCCUGGUGGUCCCUCUGCUGAGCAUCACGGGCUGCGGCUCGUCCUACGUGCCGUGCCAGCCGUGCGACCAGAAGGCUCUGUCCAUGUGUCCGCCGGUGCCGGUGGCCUGUCAGCUGGUCAAGGAGCCCGGCUGCGGCUGCUGCCUGACGUGCGCGCUCGAGGAGGGCCAGGCGUGCGGCGUGUACACGGGGCCGUGCACGCGCGGGUUCCGCUGCCUGCCCAAGAACGGCGAGGAGAAGCCGCUGCACGCGCUGCUGCACGGCCGCGGGGUGUGCAGGAACGAGAAGUUGUACAAACUGCUGCAUCCGUCAAAAGAUGGUGACUCUACUAAUGACAUGCUACCAGUCCCAGAGUCCAUGCUCCCCCAAACCAAGGUACCGUUAUACAGCAGAGACCACAUCAGCAGUCGGAAGGCACAGGCCAUGAAGCAGGCGCAGGACCGCAGGAAGCAGCUGGCGAGGCUUGGACAAACCAGCACCCUGGACUUCACUCCGCUGAGCAUCGACAAACUGGAGCCUGAGUUUGGACCCUGCAGGAGACGACUGGAUAAUCUCAUCCAAAGCAUGAAGGACACUUCUAGGGUUUUGGCUCUCUCACUUUACAUCCCCAACUGUGACAAGAAGGGUUUCUUCAAGCGCAAACAGUGUAAGCCGUCUCGUGGUCGUCGGAGGGGGAUCUGCUGGUGCGUCGACCGCUUCGGCGUGAAAAUCCCUGGCAUCAACUACGCCGGAGGAGACCUGCAGUGCAAAGAGCACGACAGCAGCAGCAACAGCAACGAAUGAUAGAAGAAAAAUGCACCUCGAGCCCUGUUCUUCUGUAAACCUGCCAAUCAAGCUAGCACGCUAAAUGACUGCCAAAUCAGGAAAAUGUGGCACAAAUAGUUAUAUAUAUGGUCAGGUGUGAUGGACUGCGUUGUUUUUGUUGUGUUGUAAAAGGGGAGUUGAACCGAAGUCCUUGCUUGGGUUAAAGUGUGCUCAUGUAGGUCUCAAUUUUUGCUCCCAACUGACUCUGUUUGAGGUUAGCUAACAUCACACCUCUUUAUAUCCAUAAAUAGAAUAGAGCAUUAUAUAUAUUUGUAUGAUAUUGAUGAUAUAUUGUGUACUUCUGAGUCUGUUUAAUUUUACUAAGAAAUUGUAGGACAAGACAUAUUUUAAAUGUGGCUACAAAUCAUUAUUUUUUCUCAUUUGAGUCAGUUUUGUCAAAAUUAGCCAUGUAGUGCUAACUGUUAGUCGUGUUAAUCAUAUCUUGAUGUAAGAUGAGUUCUCAUAUUGUCAUCACAUGGAGGGAAAUGGCCUAAAAGUGGGCUGGAGUCAUUGAAAAUGCUAAAGCUGGGGCAGCAGGAUAGCUAUAUCUGGCUAGCAUAGCUGCUUGUUGCUAAUUAGAGGCUUUCAGCUUCAGAAAGCAAAAGAGAAUAAUUUCUAACUUAUAGACAUAACUGUAAUAAUAUCUUUGCAGAAAUUAAGAUGAAGAGAUUGACACCACUUUGAUGUCAGUUCAUUAAACAUCCAGCCAGGAAUUGUGAUUGUUAGCCUAGCAUUGCGCACAUAGAGGAAAGCUAGCAGUUCAAAUGUGUAAAAAAAAAAAAAAAAAAAGCACCUCUGUAGCUUAAGUAAUCUAAUGUUAAGUGACUUCUGGGUAUAUUCAUACCAAAGUUAAAUGUAAUAGAAUGAGCAAGAGCCUUUUACUAAAGUUGAAGCAGCUGAAGCAUUGCUAUUCCGUUAGCAUAGCCAGUUUUAACUUAUUUGAGGCUAGCUAAAAUAGGCUACCUACUAAAAUGAAUAUUUUAGGAAACAAAUCUAAUUGCUUCUUUGGAGUGGAAAAAAAAUUAUAACACUUUAAUGUCAGUCCAUUAAAAAUCAAGCUAACAUCUGCAGUUUGUUAGCCUAGCAUUGCCCAAAACAGACAAUAGCUAACUGCUGAAAUUCUUUAAAUAAUCCACCAAAAAGCACCUUGGUAGUUCACUGUUGGUUCAAUUUUUGUGGUUCAAUUCAUACCAAAGUUAAGUACAAAAGAAUGAGAAAGAGCCUUUUGCUCAAGCUUUAUGGGCAGUACAGCUAACACUGUUUGGUUAGCAUAGCCGAUUUUCACUUAUUGGAGGCCUUAAGUCUUGCUACUAAAACAAAUGGUAACACUAUUUAGAAAAAAAAAAUGCUUUUUUGAGAGGAAAAGAUUGAUACCACUUUAAUGCUAGUCAGUUAAAAAAUCAGCUAUUAUUGUUUGGUUAGCAUAGCCAGAUUUAGCUAGUUGGAAGCUUGAGGCUAACAAUAAAAAACAUAUGGGUAAACAUUUUUUUAAUUAAAAAAAUCAGUGCUUUUUUGAGAUAGAGAUUGAUUUCACUUUAAUGCUGUCCAUUAAAAACCAAGCUAAGAACUGUAGCUUAGCGCUAAUAGAUGAUAGCAUCUCUUGGCUUGGAGGAUGACUUCCUGUUGUUUGCCAGCCAAAGAAAUUGAAAAAUCUGUCCUGUGGUAAGAUGAGUUUUUAUUUACUAUAAGAAAAUAUGACUGUUAAAUGAGCAGAAGCCUUUGGCUAAAUCUGUAGCUACAGGAUAGCUAUUACUGUUUGAUUAGCAUAGCUGGUUUUGCUGAUUGAAGGCUAUAGGCUAGCUAAUAACAGGCUACACAAUAAAAAGAACAAACAUUUAAGUAGGUAAACAUAAUUGCUUGCUUAAUUCUUACCACCUUAAUGCAACUCCAUGAAAAAUUAAGCUAACAAGUGGAGCUUGUUAGCCAAGUAUAGCAUAAAUAGAAAACAGCUAUUCAAAUGUUAAAAAAGUCCUCCAUAAAGUACCUCAAAAGCGAACUUAAUAUUAUGUUCUUAAUUUUUUGGUUCAAUUUACACCAAAACUUAACAGUUUGCCAUAAAAAGGGAACUAUUUCUUGGCUAAAAACAUUGACUUGGCUAACAUAGCCAGUUUUUGCUAGUUGGAGGCUUCUUGUCUGGCUAAAAACAGACUACAUGCUUGAAAGAAUAAACAUUUUAGUAAAUAAACACCAUUGCUCUCUUAAGAUGGAAAGAUUCAUUCCACUUUUAUGCAAGUCCAUAAAAAAUCUUUGUAAGCACUGCAGCCUGUUAGCCUAGCAUAGAGAUGGCUAGCUCAGUUCCGUUCAAAUGUUAAAUAUGCAUCAACAAGGACCUGAACAGCGAAUUUAAUGUCAUGUCUGUUAAUAUUAAUUUAAUUAAUGCCAAAAGUAAAGCAUUGACGGAGAAACUGACACUUAAAAGGGAAGUAUCUCUUGGCUAGGACCUGUAACUUCCUGUUGUUACUGUUAGCCUAGCAAAAGAUCAAAACCUAUGACAUAGACUCAAAAAUGAUGUAAAAUUCAACCUUAAAUUUGUGGAUAUCAAACCAGAAUAUUUUAUGCUUUCUGUGAUAAAAGGAGAUUUUUUUCCAUCCUACUUUAAGUAAAUACCGCCACUUGGCAGUGCACUUAGCCGUAACUGUAGCUCAUCAUCAGAAGAGUCUUGUAUGCUUCUACUUGUUAAACUUGGUUUUAUUUUAGGCAUUUAGCACAAAACCUGGUUCAUUAACAAACUGCAUUGUACAUUAAAAGCUUAGAUAUUUAAAACUGCUCUUGAAAGGCCUUUUCAAGUCCGAAAAACUGCGUCCACUGUUUGUAAAUGUAUGUACAGAGUGUGUGUGCAUGCUCCUGAGUGUCUGUAUGUGAAAUACUGUACUGUACUGUACGUGCCAUGCCCUUAUAUUGUUCUCAAAAAUCUCUGGUUUCAAUUCUCACAAGCUAUCCAAGCUACUGUCUGACACAGGGUGCUGUGCAUUUCCCUCCACACACAAAUCAUAUGCAAACGCCUCACGUUGGUCGUGGUUCCACGUGCAGGGUCUCCACAGGCAAAUCCGUCGGCCGAUGGGGACUUGGUUAAUCGGGUUUCUUAUCCUGCGUAGAGCCAGGUCGCUGAGUUUGUAUGGAAAUUCAAGUGCCUUCUGGCAAACGCCACUUUGAAUUUGAUUUGCAUGUGGGCCCAAUGUGUUGUUGAAAGAGGGACACUCCAGCACAAAAGUUUUCUGACAAGGUUCUCCCAGUCAGUCGCCAGCGUUUGUAGAUUUAAUCUCCCAGUUAUGAUCUCAGACAUUCCUGACGCAUUGACAGAGACUUAUAAACACUUACUGUUAAUAGUAGCACAACACAGGGACACUUUUAACUUCUCAAAAUCUCAGCUAAGACAGAAACAUUAAUGUGAACAUUAUGGUGAAAUAUUUAUCAGGCGUGUAAUUGAUGUACUCGUUUUUGUAAUGACAAAUCACUAUUUAAAUAAACUUCA
Molecule: messenger RNA, 4721 nt
Organism: Cheilinus undulatus (humphead wrasse)
Lineage: Eukaryota; Metazoa; Chordata; Actinopteri; Labriformes; Labridae
Gene: igfbp5a
Product: insulin-like growth factor binding protein 5a
Exons: 4
Coding region: 428-1228 (266 amino acids)
Biological process (GO): regulation of insulin-like growth factor receptor signaling pathway
Cellular component (GO): extracellular region
Molecular function (GO): insulin-like growth factor I binding; fibronectin binding; insulin-like growth factor II binding
Source: RefSeq, a predicted model, not a curated record